Molecule: messenger RNA, 1757 nt
Organism: Diachasmimorpha longicaudata
Lineage: Eukaryota; Metazoa; Arthropoda; Insecta; Hymenoptera; Braconidae
Exons: 2
Coding region: 53-1492 (479 amino acids)
Source: RefSeq, a predicted model, not a curated record
CUUCACAAUCACUCCAAAAUUACCCAAGUGACUGGGAAAAAAUCUCCCCGAGAUGAGUGCCCUGAGAUAUUUAAUACCACCCUCCCCAAAUCUUCGAAACUGGUGUCCAUUGACAAGAAACACCUUUUCCACAACCCGUGGACAUCUGGAGAGUCAAAAAGCUCCAGGCAUAUUCUCAAGAAUCAAGAACAUUUUCUCAGGUAGAUCAGACAAUACAAUCAACCAGCAAAAAAGGACUUUAAUGGGUUGCGAGACAAGCGCAAAAGGCCCUGACAAUGUUCCUGAUCAAUCCCCGAAAGAUCACAAACUCGAGGGAAAGAUCUUCGAGCGAAUAAAAUACAUAAACAUACCUCCAAAAAGCGAUGACGCCGGCUUCCGGAAGGAGUGGGGUGUCAGCAUCGCGGACAACUCCAUCGCGAAGGAAGUCCCCCCGGAGCAUACACCAAAUUAUGUCCUGAAACAGAAAUGGGGAGUCAAUCUGUGUGAGCCGAUCAAGCCUGAAAAAAGAGAAGCAAGGAAAUUCCUCCCUCAGAUCCCUCAGCGCGAGAUGAAGUCAUCAGACCUGACUUCAAUGCUGGAGAGACAGUUCAUAGAUUCCAUCGAGAAUAGUAACCGAAUAGAGAUGAGAAACGAGAGUCCACCACCGAUCAUCGAUCCAGGAAUCUCUAUCGUGCCUCCCCUUGAUGAGGAACUGUAUCCCCUGAAUCCAAACGAAGAAUUAAAAUCAGCGAUGGCAUUGGGAGAGGUGAAGGAAGAAUUGAAAGCUGAUUUAGGACUUCUGAGAAUCGAUGAGGGAUCGACUACGGAAGAUGUCGAUGAGGACGAGCUUGCUGCCUGGCAGGAGGUGAUGGCCCGGACGAAACUUCGGGCGGAACAGAUGGCUCUAGCCGAGAAGAAGAGAAAGUAUGAAAGGGAGAAGAACCACGAGGACAAGUUCUCGAUUGUUCCUGAGGCACCAGUUCCCAAACUCGAUGUGGCUGUGAUCAAGCCAUUGGACUCCCAAAUUCAAGAGUACGUGAAUCCGAAUGAAAUGAUGCUCGAUGUGAAUAAUAUGUUACAUCGAGUGGAUUCUAAGAAAUUUCAUACGUUGAGUCUAUUCUUCCUAUGUCUGUCGAUGGGAGAUUCCAGAAAGUCUGAUGACGAGGGGGAGACACAGUUCCUUCCCGUCACCAUCACUGAUGAUGUCGAGGGGUCCGAGGAGGGGUUGGAGGACGGCGGAGAAGAUUCUGAAGCUUUAGCUCAUCCCAACGAAACAGAAUCUGAAGAAGUGCACGAGGAAAUAGAGGAUAUCCAGAAGAUGGCUGAGGGGAGCAGUGUGAAGAUGGCUGAAGAGGAGAAUAUGGAGCCAGAGUUGAAGGAAUUUGAUGAUUACAUCAGGAUCCCUGGCGAUCCUUACCCUUUCAAAAGAGAAUACUUCGAAAAAUGGCAGAUGCCUCACGGAAGUCCAUUGACCAAAGAAAAUUCAUCAUAUUCUGAUCAUAAACAUGAAUGACAAACAUGAAUUCCACUUCAUGUACAAUAUUUUCACAACUUAAACAAAAUAAUCAUGAUAAGAAACAGAUGAAAACAAAUCAAUUCGAGAGGCCAUUAAUUCCCCUCCAAUUUAUCCUUCAGAUCGUUCGAAAAAUCGCGUAAACUCUCCGAAGAAAUUGACAGAAGAUCACCCAUGGGCAUCAGCAAACUGGAACGAAGGGCGGAAGUCACCAACGGACAAAAACCGAGGAAGGGUGAAGACUAUUGACGUAGAACGCAGUAUC